Microtus oregoni (creeping vole) is the source of this 3642-nucleotide messenger RNA. RefSeq names its product meteorin, glial cell differentiation regulator (gene Metrn). Gene Ontology annotation, molecular function: hormone activity. The coding region runs from base 139 to 1014 and encodes 291 amino acids. Lineage: Eukaryota; Metazoa; Chordata; Mammalia; Rodentia; Cricetidae. The transcript is spliced from 4 exons. The record is from RefSeq and is a predicted model, not a curated record. Gene Ontology annotation, biological process: positive regulation of axonogenesis; glial cell differentiation.
GGAGCUCAAAGGGGUUUGCGCAGAGGGGUCGCCGGUUGUGGGGACGCGCCGGGCCUGGCGGCCGCACCGCGAGCUACUCGCGCUGCGGCCCCGACCCUCCCGGGGCAGCAGCCCGAGGUCCCGGCGCGUCCCCGAACCAUGCCGGUAGCCGUGCUUCUCUGCGCGCUAUGCUGCGGCCUCCUGGCCGUCUCUGCUCGUGCCGGUUACUCCGAGGACCGCUGCAGCUGGAGGGGCAGCGGCUUGACCCAGGAGCCCGGCAGCGUCGGGCAGCUGACCCUGGAUUGUACUAAGGGCGCUGUCGAGUGGCUGUACCCAGCCGGGGCGCUGCGCUUGACCCUGGACAGCCCCGAUCCGGGCAUGCGGCCCAGCAUCGUCUGUCUGCGCCCAACGCGGCCCUUCGCUGGUGCCCAGGUCUUCGCUGAACGGAUGGGCGGCAACCUAGAGUUGCUACUGGCCGAGGGCCCAGACCUGGCUGGCGGCCGCUGCAUGCGAUGGGGUCCCCGCGAGCGCCGGGCCCUUUUCCUGCAGGCUACACCACACCGCGACAUCAGCCGCAGAGUUGCUGCCUUUCGUUUUGAGCUGCAUGAGGACCAGCGUGCAGAAAUGCCUCCCCAGGCCCAAGGUCCUGGUGUAGAUGGUGCCUGCAGGCCCUGCAGUGAUGCCGAGCUCCUUCUGGCUGCAUGCACCAGUGACUUCGUGAUACAUGGAACCAUCCAUGGGGUCACCCAUGACAUGGAGCUGCAAGAAUCAGUCAUCACUGUGGUGGCCACCCGUGUCAUCCGCCAGACACUGCCCCUGUUCCAGGAAGAGGGCUCCGAGGGCCUGGGCCAGACCUCCAUUCGUACCCCGUUGCGCUGCGGUGUGCGUCCUGGCCCAGGCUCCUUUCUUUUCAUGGGCUGGAGCCGAUUUGGUGAAGCCUGGCUGGGCUGUGCUCCCCGCUUCCAAGAGUUCAGCCGUGUCUAUACAGCUGCCCUUACAGCCCACCUCAACCCAUGUGAGGUGGCACUGGACUGAGAGACCUGGGAGCAAGUCCCCACCAGAUCUUCCGCUGGGAAUGGGGUACUGGGGAGGGGUGGUAGGAAGGGUGUGGCUCAGACAGCAUCCUGGUACCUGCAGUGAAUUGAUAGAAUACUAAAUAACUGGAUGACACCAGCCACUGUAGACUUGGUCUUCUGUGACACACCCAGCUCUGCUCCGGCCUCCCUUUACUUGCUCUCCCCUCUGUUGCCCUCCUAGCCCUUCUUCGCCUGCCUGCCCUAUUGACCCGGCUGACCAAUGAGUCUGUUUUCCUCUAAUCUAGGGUGCUCCUGGGGCUGAGUGCAGAAGUGCUGAAAAUCUCAAGACUUGGGCUACUUGGGGUUUUUUUUUUUGUUUUGUUUUGUUUUUCGAGACAGGGUUUCUCUGUGGUUUUGGAGCCUGUCCUGGAACUAGCUCUUGUAGACCAGGCUGGUCUUGAACUCAGAGAUCCGCCUGCCUCUGCCUCCCGAGUGCUGGGAUUAAAGGCGUGCGCCACCACCGCCCGGCCUACUUGGGGUUUUUUAGGUGGCCUGGGGGGCAAGCAGACAGACAUCACUUCCCGCUCUGCACGAGGUCCAUUAGGGAGGAGUGCUGUAGUCUGGCGGUGUGCCAUUCCCUUCCAUGGUCGUUGUGAGCCAUACAGUCAUCCUUGGCCUGGUCCCGCCCUUGGGGAAGAAUGAGCCCCUCUGUCCGGAGGCCCCUGCGACGUGCUGAGCAUCCAGACAUGGCAAAGCGCCUGCAGGGUGUGGGGUCUCCAUUGCAGGAUCCCGCUUGUUCGUUUCCGGCGGGAUAAGUGCACAAUGGGGUCUCUAAGGACUGCUUCCCGCCACUGGCCCCAUUGUUGCCAUCCCUGCCUUCCUCCUGGGCCUCUUUAUUUUGUAAAGGGCUAGUGAGAUCCUGGACAGACAAAGCCUGUGGCCUGAAAGCCUUAAGUGAGGUGUGCACUAGGUUUCUCAGGCUCCAAACAAGCACAUUCCUGCCACUUCUCUCUCAUGGCUCUGAGAAACUGCUUCAGCUCCAGUGCUGAGUGGAGUGGAGUGGGGGUCCAGAAAUGGCUUUCUGUCCUUGCAUGCCCUCCCUUUCAAGGCUUUCAUCCAUCAUCAGUCCCAGUGGACUAUUCAUUCUUUGGUAGGAAACAGGCUGGGAGAGGGACAAGGCUGGGCAGGGACCAGACAUAUGGUUCCUUGCUCCAGACUGUGCCAGUUGAAGUUACCUGCUGGUGACACACCCUAUAUAGGCCCUGGAAUGGCUACCUUGGAAUGCUUAUAGGCAGAUAGCUUAAAUCACACCUCUGUAUUCUGGGGGUGGGCAGAGAGCGUGCCACCAGUACUUAGCCUGCCUACUUAUGGAGUGGGAGGGGCGAUGAGGGCAAGAGAUCGCUCCUGGAGAGCAGGUGAUGCCAUUUUCUUCCACCAUCUGCCUCAGAACUGGCUUCCUGCUACUUGCUCUCAUUUCCCCAAACUCCAUGAAGUGCUAAGGGCUUACCCUGGCACCUUUCCAUCUGGGUGUAGGGGAAGACUGGGCCAGUGGCCUCAUGUUUGCUCCAGGGAUCAAAUGAUGAAGACCCCCAAAGUGGAAGCAGGGAUGGGGGAGUGGUGUGUGGGAGCAGGUGGACUAAAAUCACAGGAGCUAGUCUGGGAAAACCUGUGUGGACCAGAGGACUGGGGGGUGGGGGGCUCUGUGUGGGUGCCAGUGUCAGGUAGAGUUGCCAGUGUUUUUCUGGGCACUUUAGGCAGGAGCAGUAGACAAGAAUAGCUGUGCUCAAGCAACCCUGUCUAGAAUUCAGAGUGUGGGAGGGGGAGGGCCAUGCUCCAGUUCUCCCAGUGGCCAGAUUCUGAGCUGGGUAGAGCAGAGCCUCUUUCCACAGACUACGCAUACUCCUGCUGUCUUGGGACACCUGUCCUCCAGAUUGUUUUGGAGGAAAACACUGCACCUGGGGGACAGGGUGGUGGUCUUGGGCACGCUCAGUUUGGAAGUCAUCACAGUCUCUACUAGAGAUAGUUGAGGAGAAUCAGGCCAGGACUGCAUAGAUCAAGGAGGAACUGACAUUUACGGCCAUUUGGCUUUAAUGUGGGUGGUCGGGGUCCGACAGAUUGACUCAAGGCUCUAUCUGUUUCCAUGCAGGGCUUUAAUAGGAGUUACUCAACCCUUUAUUUUUGAAGGAAGGAGAUCUUCCGGGCUCCUGGGCUGUCUUUCACCCCAGGCUGGGCCAGCUGCCAGCACCCAGCCUCUCACAUCCGGCCCCCUCCCUCCACACUCACUAGAGAGCCUACAUCUGUCUGUAUCUACCCGCCCCUCUUCUUCGACCCCAGAACACCCUCUAUUUUCCUCCUAAUUGUCGUCACUGUCGGAGUGAGUGGAAGGAUGUCCUCAGUGGGUUGUUUAUGGGUGUUUGGUAGGCUUUCGGAAAGCCUUGGUCAGCAGAAUCCACAAGAGAAUGACUUCCAGUUACAGUGGCCUUGGUUUUAACAAGAACUUCCAGAACAGUAUGGCCUCGGGGAUCCAGUGUUGUUCCCUUGCAACACUACAACUCCCAACAUCCCUCUGGACUCCAGCGCAAGCAAGCGCGGGACACAUUUCCCAGAAGCCUUUGCAUCCUCUGUUAAAAGCAAGGACAAGCCACAA